AUGAAACUAGGCCGUAUUAGUAUUGGCUUCCCACACUCUAAUAUGAGGAAAACACUAGCCUCAUCUAUGACUUUUCGAGAUUUCUGUAAACAACUUUCUCCUAAACAAGGAGACCAAGCACAAAUUGACUCAAUAGAAACUAGCUCAGAAAGCGAAUCAAUUUCUACAGAAAGAUCACCAAUAAAGUCUAAAAGAAACCCUAUAAUCCAUCUUGACCAUUCUAGUAGCAUCAGUUUUCAAUUUAACUCACAAAAUAACUUUGAAAUAACUAGACAGAACUUAGAGAAGCUAAAAAAUUUCUUUUUAAAAAAUAAGCCAGACAGCGACAAAGAAAAAACAAUUUUUUUCAUUCCUUACUCCGCCUCCGUGAGCGAACAAAACCAUUAGAAAAAUCAUUAUUUUUUGACCAAAAACCCACCCUCAUGAGCGAACAAAAAUUUUUUAUGAAAAAAAAAUUAUAUAUAAUUGAUAAUUUUUAUAAUGAAAUCAUUAGCUGAUUCUGUUUAAUUUUAAGCCAAUUCCGUUUUAAAACAUAAAUUUUAUAAAUUAAAUUAUAUUUGCUUUCCAAUUUUUGCAAAUUAGGAUUUUUUUUAAAAUUUCGAAAAAAAUUAACGCCCUCCAUGAGCGAACAAGGGGGGAGUUAAGAAAAAUUGCCAAAAUUUAAUCAGUGUUAUUGAUAAUAAAGAAAAAGUUGACCUAGAAAUCAUUGAAGAUUCUAUUAAUGAUGCAAUAGCUCAAGCAUCAUUAUCUCUAAGAGUCCAAGCUAAAAAAUUAAAAACCAUUUGCCAAGAAUUAAGGACUAUAUUAGCUGACGCUCGAGUAAAGCAAAAGAAAAGAGAAAUCAGCAGAACAAGACCUCCAUUAAAGAAUUCCAAAGAAACUCCUAUAAAGGAUUCAUUAGUUAAAACAAUGGAAAUUUAUAAAAAUGAUAACAGGAUAAAUCGCUCUUAUAGAAAAGAAAAAGAGUCAUUUUCUGGUCUUCCAGAAGAAUCUACGAUUGAAGAUUCCCCAGACCCUGAAAAACAACGACUUUUCUAUUCAAUUGUGAUAAAAACCAAGCUGAAAUAUGGCUCAAAAGAUCCAUGCCAAAAAAUAAACCUAUUAAUUAAAAACUAAUCCCAUUUUUUUUUACUUAUUUAAAUAUUAAAUUCAUCUAAAAUCAAUAUAUCUAUUUCCCGAUUAUAUGAAAAAGCAAAGAAAGCUAGCAUAAAAGAAGACCAAUGGAAUGAAUUUAUAGAAAAGCAAUUAAAAACUCCUGUUGUAUUUUCUGAUUUACAGUCGCCAAAGGUGAUAAAAAGAUGCAAAUCAAAUGCAUCAAGAAGUUUAAAUUUAUAG
This is a messenger RNA of Blepharisma stoltei, 1335 nucleotides long. NCBI's taxonomy places the organism in Eukaryota, Ciliophora, Heterotrichea, Heterotrichida, Blepharismidae. The record is from the annotation of a GenBank genome assembly.